ACCGCCUUGACACCCUUAGCCGUGGUUCUCCCAGCCGUGGGCCGAUUCUCAGCUUCAAAGUUUUGGUCAAACAUGCACAAAUAUAAGGCCACGUGGUAUACCGCAGUGCCGACAAUCCUUCAAAUCAUAUUGGAUUGGCACUUGGGUAACCCAGAAUCUGAAUACCCGAAGCUCAGGUUCAUCCGGAGCUAUAGCGCCUCGCUGGCGUCGGCCAUACUGAGCAGGCUGGAGGAGGUGUUCGAGGCUCUAGUACUGGAGGCUUACGCGAUGACAGAGGCAGCCCAUCUGAUGGCGUCGAACCCGCUACCGGAGGACGGCCCGCAUAUACCCAGGUCGGUGGGAAUUCUGGUUGGUCAUGAAAUGACGGUGUUGGAUGAGAAUAGGGUGGCUCAAGAGGUUGGGAUAAGCGGGGAGGUGUGUAUAAGGGGACCAAAUGUGGCCAUGGGUUACAAAAAUAACCCGGAGGCUAACAAGACCGCUUUUCGGUUCGGGGGGUUUCACACGGGCGAUCUCUGGUGCCUUGAUUCAAACAGGUAUUUGCAUCCUGUUGGUCGGAUCAAGGAGCUCAUUAAUCGUGGAGGGGAGAAAAUAUCACCGAUUGAGGUGGAUGCAGUACUUUUGUCUCAUCCUGAAAUUGCUCAAGGAGUUGCGUUCGAGGUCCCUGAUGACAAAUACGGCGAAGAGAUAAACUGUGCAAUCAUACGAAGAGAAGGAUCAGAGAUUGACGAGGCAGAGGUACUGAGAUUUUGCAAGAAGAGUCUUGCUGGCUUCAAAGUCUCGAAAAAGGUAUUUAUAACUGAUUCUCUCCCCAAGACGGCUACUGGGAAGAUCCAACGGCGUUUUGUAGUAGAGCACUUCCUUGCUCAAUUCUCUACCGCUAAAGUCCCCUAA
Messenger RNA from Corylus avellana, 891 nucleotides. The record is from RefSeq and is a predicted model, not a curated record. Lineage: Eukaryota; Viridiplantae; Streptophyta; Magnoliopsida; Fagales; Betulaceae.